Molecule: messenger RNA, 2462 nt
Organism: Chelmon rostratus (copperband butterflyfish)
Lineage: Eukaryota; Metazoa; Chordata; Actinopteri; Chaetodontiformes; Chaetodontidae
Gene: yju2b
Product: YJU2 splicing factor homolog B
Exons: 10
Coding region: 123-1346 (407 amino acids)
Biological process (GO): mRNA splicing, via spliceosome
Cellular component (GO): post-mRNA release spliceosomal complex; U2-type spliceosomal complex
Source: RefSeq, a predicted model, not a curated record
UUUCCGUAACGUAAAUAUUACGUCUUCGUUACCCAUCGGCCCUCUGAUGUUUCGCAGGUAGCUGUUUCUGCAGCUACAAGAGCAGUUCAAUAAAUCACUGGUGUGGAGAUCCAGUCGUCACUAUGGGUGAAAGAAAAGGAACAAACAAAUACUACCCUCCAGAUUUUGAUCCGGCUAAGCAUGGAUCCCUCAAUGGCUACCAUAAAACUCACGCUCUGCGGGAGAGGGCCAGGAAACUGUCCCAGGGCAUCCUCAUUAUCAGGUUUGAGAUGCCCUACAACAUCUGGUGUGAUGGCUGCAAAAAUCACAUUGGCAUGGGGGUCCGUUACAAUGCUGAGAAGAAGAAAGUGGGGAACUACUACACCACGCCAAUCUACAGGUUUAGGAUGAAGUGCCAUCUAUGUGUCAACCACAUCGAGAUGCAGACAGAUCCGGCAACGUGCGACUAUGUAAUAGUAAGCGGGGCAAGCAGGAAGGAGGAACGCUGGGACAUGGCUGAAAAUGAGCAGAUCCUCACCACAGAGCGAGCAGAGAAGGAGAAACUUGAGACGGAUGCCAUGUUCAAACUUGACCACGGUGGGAAAGACAAGGAGAAGCUUAAGAAGGCUCUGCCCUCUCUGUCGGAGAUCCAGGACCACCAGUCUGGCUGGAAGGAUGACUUCCAGCUCAACAGCACCCUCCGCAGGAAGUUCAGGACAGAGAAGAAAGUUCUGGCUGAGCAGGAGGAGAAGGACAACGCAGUGAGGAUGAGGACCAACCUGUCCAUCCCCUUGCUGCCAGAGAAGGAGGAGGACAAGAAACUGGCAACACUGCUUACCUACCAGGCACCAGACUCCUAUGAGGACAAGCAGCACAGCAAGCGGAAAGAGAUCUCCUCUCGUUCGUGGUUCAACGCUAUCUCAACCCCACCCGGAGGAGCUGCAGGCAGUCUGCUCCAUAAGCUCGGUCUGCAGGGGAAAGAAGCCGCAGUGGCCAAAGCCCUGGGCUCCUCGCACAGCCCCCUGAUCCGCAAACGCACAGGAGGACCGGGAAUCAAAACUGAACCCUGCGCCACCAUCACCCGCAGACAGUCACACCCUCAAAUCAGCACAUGUGAUGGAGAGAUUUCAAAGGUCACUCAGAGAGAGGAAGCCCCAAGUAUAUCACCAACACAAGCGGGACAGGAGGUAACAGAGACAAAUGGCAGUGACUCCAGGGAGACACAUGUCAAAACCACAGAGGAAGCAGAUGAAGGACUGAAAAAGGCAAAGGACUUUGGGAAGCAGAAGGAACAGGACAGAAGUUCAGGAGUGGUCACGUCCCUCGUGGCGGACUACAGUGACUCAGAUUCAGAUCCUGGACAAUGAGACUUAAUGUUAGUAAAAUGGGACAGUUUUUGUUUUCAGCCAAUGGAGGUCAAUGGAAAUGUCAUUUUGUGAGAGUGAGACACAAACAUGAUGACUGUCAAGCAGCAGACCUCUGCUGUAACUUGUAUUGCUUUUCAAACAGUGGCGGUUAACCCACCUGUCUGGUCACAGUGGAAAUAUUCUGCUUUCUAAAACAAAAUGUGUGAAAUAAGAACAUCCAAACACUACAGACCUAGCUUAAAAUGCUAUUUGAUGGUAUUUAGAUUUUUAGAUUACCACAUGUGUGAUCAGAUAACAAAACUGUCAGGCACCUUGCAAAAUUAAAUGCAAAAUACUGUGUAAAAUAUUGUUCAACUGUUGAGUUCGUUACCUCAAACUUUAUAUAUUAUUGCAACAAUCUACAUCACUCAGUGAGGAACAUCAGGUGAUUAAAAAGAAAAGCUGCCAGCCUACUAUUCAUUCACAGUGUUAACAACAUGGUAGAAAAAGCUUUCUCCCAUGUGAAUCCUGCUGGAAUUGACAUCAUCAUUGUAUGUUGUGUUGUGAGUAAAGCAAAUAAACCCAGUGUGAGUGGCCACAGCGUUUUCUGGAUUUUGUUAUCCAGACUUAAAAUCAAUCUGGAUAUGCCAAAAAACAGAUUUGGGCUGGCUGUCUGAACAAGGCCUGCAGGCGGUGCUGUGUUGUCGGCCAUUUAGUCUUUUGUGUUAACCUGCGCACCCACACAGGUGUUUUCAGAUCUUGUUGUCUGCUCAGGUUGAAGUUGGGAAGUGCAAUGCUCAAGUUGCAUCAGUCACCUGAAUGUCAAUCAGCUCAUUCUGUACAUGCCCACAGACUCCUGAGAGGAGGUCUCAUCAUGCACAGCAAGUGAAAACACCUAUGUGGGGUGAUACAGGCAUUUAGGGGCGUUAACACCAAUUGUUAAAUCCUUUCAGUAUAAAAGCUAUGAGCACACUUUACACUAUAAGAUGGAUUCUAAGUGACAGCAUCUCAAACGUCUAUUGCUGGAGAUUUUAUAUAACUGCUGAAAUGUCCUGUAAUGGGAUUUUGUAAUGAGGAUAUGGAAUUAUUAGUUCAUAGCUAGUGUAACAGAGGUAGUGCCCUCUAGUGGACGCUGUU